CAAGAGAUAUUUCGGAGGAGAUCUAUUUCUUUGUGCUGCUCUCUUCCCGCGGGCAGGAGAUCGUGCGGGUCGUGUGGCGCGGGCGUCUGGGGGCAUUCACCUAUCGGUUGGAAUUGGAGGUUUGAAUCUUGGUGGCUCUCGGUUGCAUCAAAUUUGGGCCAUAUCAUCCGAGCAUAAGUUGCCGGAGACGGAAGAACGCCUUGGUGUCGUCCGCAGUGAAGGACCUACUGGCGGUCAGGUCGAGUCGGCGGUGGGGACGGGAGGGGGUUCGUUUCCCCCGUCUCAGGUUGUGGCGGGUGCUAUUGCGGCGGCCGCGAGGGCUGCUGCCAGUGGCGUGGAUUCACCAGCAGGUGACGUGGCUUCAACAACGCAAUCAUCCGCAGAUGUUGGUGCUGCUGAGAGCGGUGGGUUUCCGACUCAGGGUCACGCUCGGGCCUUGGCUUCCGGCGGUGACCGCCAGCCGGAGCUCCGGCGUGCGGAUGACCAAGUCCAGGCCCACGUCAUGUCGCGUUUGGCCCAUAUGUCGGUGGGUGCUGCCGGGGGGGGGGAGCCCAGCGAGGGCACCCCGCUCGCGUCUGAGAAUGCGGAAAAAAAACGCUCGUCUCGAACAAGGCCAGACGAACAUUGUGGCGCAGCUUACUGAGAUCGCUGGGUUGCUGAAGAACGUCCGGUCGGAGUCGGGGCAGGAUGGGGGUCGUGGGCCCGGGGGGUCGAGAGGCCUCGGUCUGGUGCCGGUGUUUUCGCCGUGGGGCGGGGGCGCGGGCGGGGGGGCGAGUGCGCCCGCGAGGUCCAACGCCAAAGAGGAGGCGAGGAGGGAGGCCACCAUUCGGCAGGCCAAAAAUGAUCAAACACUCUGGGUACUCCGGGGGCAGCGGGGGCCGGAGCCCGGGCCACAGAAGGAUGACCUACAGGGUUUGAUGGGCGAUAUCGUUCACGUCACGGGCGACGUCCUCGCUCAGAUGCGUGCGUUUUCGUCUUUCAACGUCAAGAGCUUCCGGCCCGUGGGGGGUUGCGCGCACGUCGUCUAUUGCAGACAACUUUGACCUGAUGUGUGAGGCGGUGAUGCGGCUGUUGAAGUUUGGUCUAAAUUCGUCCACAACCGCGUUGCGGCGGUUGGAACCCAUAGCCACAGCCAUGGCGGACGCGCGCUCCAGGUUUCGGACUACUCUCGUGCGGAAUAGUGACGUGUUUCCGGACGAGUACCAGCGGGCGGCACUGCCAAGGUUGCCGAACGAGGACUUCAAAUUGUGGACAACGGCGAUCAUCACCUGGAUGUACCCCUUCACGAAGAUGCAUUAUCCGCCGGAUGCGUUCGACGGCCACACCGUGCCGCCGGUGCCCAAGUUUCCCAACAUCAACAACUUCUGUGAACGGGGGGUGAACCUAUUCCCGCUGGUCCUGAGUGACGGAGGAUCCCUCCCCGGAACAGGAGAGUCGCGGGGCGGGAGCGGCAAGCGUAAGGCGGGCCAACUGGAUCGGGGUGAUUCAUCGUCACGGAGGCGUGUCACAAGGGAGUGCUUCCAGUUCCGCGACUCUGGCACGUGCUCUUUCGGCGACAAAUGCAGGUUUGAGCACGUCAAGCACCGAGAUUCGUUAAGUACAGGAAGUGGCGGUGGUGGGGGCGGGAAUCGCGGUGGCGGGGGGCGCUCGUCGGCUGGUGAUCGUGGAGUUAGGCCCGACGGAGCGCGAGUUGUGCUCCACCGUGCUGGCUUCGAGCUCGUCCGGCACGCACUUGCGCCGUCGUCUGAACGAACUUACCUGGGGUUUUUUGGAGCGUGGGUGAAGUUUCGAGAGGACUUUGUGGGGAAACCGGCGUUUAUGGUGCCGUCGUCGCCAUCGCCGGACAUUGUUUCGCAAUUGUUGGAGUACGUGGCAUACGCGUUCACAGUGUUGGGCUUGAGGCAGACGACGAUAACUGGUCAUUUGUCUGCUGUUAAAUGUUUUCCCCGCUUGUCGUAUGCGAUGGAAGUUGAUACAUGUCAUUCUUUGAUCAAGCAAGCGCUCAAAGGGGUGGCGCGAGGGCAUGCGGGUGUUGGUGCGCAGCAACGGGUGCGACGUCCGGUGUCGUGGUCGAUGCUGAAGGAAGGGGGGCGUCUGGUGCCACAGUGGGGCACGGGUGGGCGCGUGUUGUUUCUGGCGUUGAGUGCGUCAUUUUUUUUCUUGAUGCGGGCAUGCGAAAUGUUCGCUGUGUCCUCGUUGGCCAUGGAUUCUUGUCAUGGGUUGCGUCGGGGGGACGUGGCGUUUUUUUUGGGUUCUCGCCAGUUGCCUCCUGAACGGAGGGGAGACCGACACAGUCGAGGUGCGGUUUCGGUCGUCGAAAGGCGACCAGUUUCGCAAGGGUGCCGUGUGUACGCGGGCGAGGCCGGGGCCUCCCCAGUCUGUGGAGGUUGGUGGGGAUGCAGUCGAUGUGAUGAUUGAACUCCUGUCAUGUUACCCUGUUCUCCCUUCGUCUGCUCCGUUAGUCGCGUUCCGAACCGGGGAGGGGCGAUGGUCCGUGUGGACUCGUCGUUACGCGACGGAAGCGCUGCGGCAAGUCGUGUCGCUAGCGGGUCUGCCGUCGUCAGAGUACGCGUUGCAUUCCCUUCGGAUUGGGGGCGCCACGUACUUGGCAGCGGGGGGAGCGUCGCCAGAAGUUCUGAGACGAGAGGGAAGAUGGACUGGGGAAUCGGCGUAUCGGCCGUACGUAAGGAACCAUGGAAAAGAUGCAGAGUGGGUUUCUAGUACCUUGGCGGCGGAGGGUGAUACAGAGAGACAACCGGGACAGGGUACAGAGUGGGGUGAGGUAGUCCCUGAGGCUGGUGAGGGCGAGCCGUAAAAGGAGGGGGUGGAGUGUAUGUGAUCAGGGUUGAUUGGUCGGUACAAGAGUGGGAACCACGGUAGGGGGGGAGAGAGAGUACAGAUCAGUAUGGUAAACCAGUCCGCGGUUAGGUUGGGGGCAGGCAUGACUUUGAGAGUAUGCCUGAUGGUGCGGUGACUGGUUAGUGCUGAUGGUGUUGUGGACGGGGAUAGGUUGAGAUUCCCGAGAUCCGCUCUUCUCUCCCCCCCCUGUUCAAGCGUGGGGGGGUACGACCAAUUAAUGCAAUUUCGAAAGCAACGAACAAAGCAGAAUAUUGCAGAGACAGAGAGAGGCGUUGAAAUCUGAGUUUUGUGAGGAGCGUAAGAUGAAAUAUCUGUUGGCCAAUCAGAGAGCAGCAGCAUGGAGUCAGCAUGAAGUGUCUGAAGCCUGACCAGAAGAGUAGACUUGAGAGCACUUGUUGGUCUGCCCCAAGGAAGCACGAGGGAGGCUGCUGCAGCCAAGAGAUAUUUCGGAGGAGAUCUAUUUCUUUCCCACCCACCCACCCACCCUUUUGCUUUUGG
Messenger RNA from Ectocarpus sp. CCAP 1310/34, 3357 nucleotides. The record is from the annotation of a GenBank genome assembly. NCBI's taxonomy places the organism in Eukaryota, Phaeophyceae, Ectocarpales, Ectocarpaceae.